Messenger RNA from Suillus paluster, 1730 nucleotides. Its product is annotated as ATP-NAD kinase-like domain-containing protein. Gene Ontology annotation, cellular component: cytoplasm; intracellular membrane-bounded organelle; membrane. The coding region runs from base 139 to 1623 and encodes 494 amino acids. The transcript is spliced from 9 exons. NCBI's taxonomy places the organism in Eukaryota, Fungi, Basidiomycota, Agaricomycetes, Boletales, Suillaceae. The record is from RefSeq and is a predicted model, not a curated record. Gene Ontology annotation, biological process: sphingosine biosynthetic process.
CCUCCAGACACGCGCGCGGAAGUGCUGCGCAAGGGCUGAAACGAAUAAGCUCCAUUAUAAGACGGUACUGUUUCCGCACUGCACGCGUGCACAUGCUUCUCGCUAUUAAAACACUAUCGUACACGGAUACGAUCUACUAUGUCACCCUCCAUGCGCCAGGUUCUCAUCGAAAGUCGUGGAGUCUCCACUUUGCUUCGCUUCGACGAGACGUCAUUCUUCAUCGAACCCACGGAACUUGAUGGUCACAAAUCCUCUUGCUGCACAGAAAUAUUCCACUCUCACAAAGAAGUUAAGUGCACAGAGGUGCCUCUUCGCAAUGUCAUUUCCGCCAAAUUUGCAACUGGCACCCGGGCCAUUGAAGUACAGUACCUGGUUCGCAAGGGCAAGGAGAUGCGUUUGAAGCUUGCGAUGACCCAUGGCGCCAUUAAGGACGAGGAUAGCACGCAUGUCAAGGAGUGGUGUGAGGCGUUACUACUGGCUGCAUACCAGGGCGCAAAUCCAUCCAAGAAUCUCAAGGUGCUUGUAAAUCCUCAUGGCGGACCAGGGAAGGCAAGAGCAAUGUAUGUCAAUAAAGUGGAACCUAUAUUCCUUGCAGCUGGAUGUACAUUGGACGUAACUUAUACCACUCAUGGCGGUCACGCUCUUGAGAUUGCUCGCGAAAUGAAGCUGGGAUAUGAUGCCAUAGUCAUACUGUCUGGCGACGGUUUGAUACACGAGGUCCUCAACGGGAUAAAUCAGCACCAAAAUCGCGAAAAGGCAUUUCGUAUACCGAUAGUACCUAUCCCAACUGGCUCCGCAAAUGGGCUGUCUCUCAAUCUGUUGGGUCUGCAGGACGGUCUCGACGUUUGUGCAGCAUCUCUGAACGUCCUUAAAGGACAACCAUUAAAAACUGAUCUCUUUUCUUUCACCCAAGGAGAUCGUCAGCGGAUAUCAUUCAUGUCACAAACUAUCGGAAUUAUGGCAGACAUCGAUAUUGAGACUGAACAUUUACGGUGGAUGGGCGAUACCCGAUUCAUCCUAGGCUACCUUCGUGCUAUUAUUGCCCGCAAAUCGUGUCCAAUCGAGUUGUCGAUGAAGGUAGUCGAUCAAGACAAAUCCCGCAUGAUGGAUGCUCUGUAUGCGAGACGAGGAGGCGCAUCACCCGGCUUGUCUAGUCCUUCUAGUUCCCUACUCAGUGACGACAAGAAGCUUGAUAGUUCCAGCUCUUCAGACGAGGAGUGGACCCGGUUUGAAAAACCUAUCCUUUGGAUGUACGCUGGCCAAGGGCCAUUCGUCAGUCAGACUUUGAUGCAGUUUCCUGUCUCCUUAGCUGACGACGGGCUCAUUGACAUUUCCAUACAAGAAAUAACCAGUCGUAGGAAUCUCUUACGGGCCAUAGAUGGUGCCGAAGAAGGUCGGACGUACUGGACAAACUCGAACCGAUACUUCAAAGCGUCCUCCUACCGCGCACGACCACUCGCCCCCACGGGAAUGCUCGUGGUCGAUGGCGAGCAAGUUCCCUUCGAAGAGUUCCAGGUAGACGUACUUCAGGGACUUGGCACCUUUCUAUCCCCUUAUCCCCAUUUUGCACCUGAGUUUGUUGUACAAGACGCCCACGGGAAAUCCCGUCGUACCAGUGUAUAAUUGUCAUUUCAACGAUACCCUUCUUGUUGGACCUUACCAUUGACUGUGGUUGUACCCAUCUAAUACUGACGGGAUCAUGUUAUAUAUUCAUCCAUGGAUGUGAGCAA